UCCGUCCUACUCUGCGUCAUUACAGAGAAGUCUAGUGCAUCGGUCACGCCAAUGCAAUGAUAUUUGGGACAAACAAGGCCGUAACCGAUGUCAAGAGGAAUUAUUUUACGUAUUAGAAUACGCCGAUCGCGCAUAAAUGCAAGACGCGGACUGUCGCGAACGUAAAGCAACAAUUUUAUGCCAUUUUUGGCUGAUUUGCAGCUGAGCCACGGUGUCAACACAAAGGCCUAUGAAGCCUGUUAGCACUGAUUCCUCAGCUAGCAGCUAGCAGGUGGCCAACAUUUGCUGCAUCAAACCUGACGGGCGUAUCAUUUUAAUGUUCUAUGUAUGACUCAGUUUAUUCCGAAAGGUAAGAAGGAGUGUUAGUGUUUUCUUCUCCCUUCACGAUCAUGGAGGAACAGAAUGCAGUGGUUAUGCAGCAGAAUUCGGACAGGAGCUGCUGGGUUUGCUUUGCCACAGAGGAAGACGACCGCACAGCAGAGUGGGUGCGACCGUGUCACUGUCGUGGCUCCACCAAGUGGGUUCACCAAGCCUGCUUGCAGCGCUGGGUGGAUGAAAAGCAGCGUGGCAACAGCACCGCACGCGUGGCCUGUCCACAGUGCAACGCAGAAUACCUGAUCGUCUUUCCCAAACUAGGUGUGUUGAUCUCCCAAGGUCCAGUGGUCUACGUCCUGGACCUGGCUGACCGUCUCAUCUCUAAGGCCGGUCCAUUUGCAGCAGCCGGGAUCAUGGUGGGCUCCAUCUACUGGACUGCUGUCACCUAUGGGGCUGUGACUGUCAUGCAGGUGGUGGGCCAUAAGGAGGGUCUGGACGUUAUGGAGAGGGCUGACCCAUUGUUCCUGCUCAUUGGCUUACCCACAAUCCCUGUCAUGCUGAUCCUUGGCAAGAUGAUCCGCUGGGAAGACUAUGUUCUGCGUCUGUGGCGGAAGUACUCCAACAAACUGCAGAUCCUCAACAGCAUCUUUCCAGGGAUUGGCUGUCCUGUCCCUCGGAUCCCAGCGGAGGCCAGCCCUCUGGCCGACCAUGUAUCAGCCACACGGAUCCUGUGUGGCGCUCUGGUCUUUCCCACGAUUGCCACCAUUGUGGGGAAACUCAUGUUCAGCAGUGUCAACUCCAACCUGCAGAGAACUAUUCUGGGUGGCAUUGCUUUUGUUGCCAUCAAAGGAGCUUUCAAGGUGUACUUCAAACAGCAGCAAUACAUGAGACAAGCCCACCGCAAGAUCCUCAACUUCCCUGAGCAGGAGGAAGCCUGAGGAGAUGGAGCUGUCCUGAGAUAGAGCAGCUGGAAGGACUGACUGACACAGACACACACAGACAAACUGGUAAGGAUAGAGGAAGAUGUGGAAGUGUUGGUCAGACCUGGAGCAGGAAGUGACUUGGAAUCAGUGUGACCUUCAUUUACUUCCCCGUCAAGGAUUCCCACAUCUGUUGCUGUCCAUUUUAAUCUCCUGAUGCUUCUGAUGGGUGAGGAUGGAUGACAACUGUGGACACACAGACACACACAUGCUACAUAAAGAAUUUGUGUCGGGUGGAUACGUGACUAAUAACUAUUGUAAACUUAACUGUAUUUUAAAGAGAGAAAAUAUGGGGAAUGUGUAAUUAUGAAGUUUUAUAUGAAUAAUAAAUGAUUGUUUUAUAUCAUGGUUAUUUUGAAAACUUUUGCCAAUGUUGAGAGGGUUCAUAUUGAAUAAGGAAAAUAUUUAGUGUAAGGAAUGUAUUAACCAAUAAAGAAUAAAACGUGUUUAACUGUUAUGAAUCAUGAUGCAGUACAUUUACAGAAUCAUUUCUGAAUUUCUGAAGAUGCUGUGACUGUAACUGUAUCCAUCCUGACACUGUUUGCAAAAUAGAAAAAAGCUAAAGGUACAGUAGGCAAGUUGGGUUUUUUUUCAGUAACAAAGCACUUGGUGCAGUACUCUUCCACCAGGAGGAGCUGUAAACACAGCCCUGUUCAGUUGUUUAGAUCAGUGACUCCCAACCACUGUUCCACAGCACAUUAUCCAAUUUCACUGAUUUGGUCUAAAAGCUAUUAUUUGUUUAUGGCAAAUAAUUUGUCUUUGUUUGUCUAUGUGACCAUAACAGGUCAAACAAUUAAAUUACAAUAAAAAAUAAAUAAGACUGACUUAGAGUGGUGAAGAUUGUGUGUCUUUCUUCAAUUCCUGCAAGUCAGUACAUCAGUGUGUGUGUUCAACUAAACAUGCCGUGGUUUCACACUGAUUAUAUAAGCUGGGAGUGAAUUGAAAGAAGAUGAUCAUUAAAUUUCAUUACAUAUACUUUUUUCUAAUGACAGUAUGUGCUAUGGCUCAAAAUGGUUGGGAAGUGCUGAAUAAACCUGUGUGGUUUGUUGUCAUUGUUUCGUAUGAAUCCUAAAACUAAAACAAACUCUUGUUUUGACUGAUUGCUGCUUAACAAAGAUAGAAAUAUCAUGGAGUGUAAAACAUGCCAGAACUAGUUAUAAUCUCAGCAGGACAGGUGUAGGUGACACUGUCCUGUCUGUGGUACUUGCAUACUGGGGGUCCACUGAUGAGUGAAUCCGUACUCCUCCACAGCUCUGCUAAUUGACAUCACAAAAACAAAACCGAUCCUUCAAGUUCAGCUUUAGGACUUAAUAUUAGACUUAAUUGAAGUUAAUUGACACAGAGGGCAGCAUUGCUGCAUUUUUACCCAGUACGAUUUACUUCAUUUGAGCUAUUAGAAACAGCUUUCCUUUGUCUACGAGUCUGUUUGUUUUAGUGAACCUCCAGUGUACGCUAUCUUUAAGUUUGAGCAUUUGUUUUUCUUUCACGUACUUUUGCAGUGUUGACGUCUGUAGCUUUACCUCCUCUUCAGUGUGUAUCAAAGCUCCGUCACUCUUUGCUGCACCUGCAGGAUCGUUGGAGCUCCUGCAGCAUGCUACCAUCAAAUGCUCUCCACCAGCUGUGGACGCUCAGUCCUACAAAACAUUUUUUUUGCAUCAAAAGGAAGACAUUCAAUCUUCUGGUUGCAGCUCUGAAAUGUGAAACCUUGAUUUCUGUCUUAGUUCUAUUUAGGGUGACCCCAUUCACCCGCACCGCACCCUCCCUGACUUCCCCGUGUCCCCUUCUUAUGAUGAUUGGACAUUGGCUUUGUGUGGACUACAGCUCAGGACAAACCUGGACAUUGACAAGUUAAGGGGAGUCAGUGAAGCAGGCGGCACUUGUGUGCAAAUUAUAGACUCAUCUUUACAAGAAGCCAUGUUUUCUCAAGUUCUUUUAAAAAAAAGCCAUUUGUUUGUUUUUAAGGCUUAAGACUCAGUUGUAAAGUCCAAAAAAUGGGUUCUACCCUAAGUGUUAUUUCAAGAAUGGGUAAAGACAGACAGGAGAGUUGUUAAAAGGGUCUUAAAGGCUCAACAAAGUAAUAUUUAAGUCAAAUUUAAACAUUUUAAUAACAUUUACUUAGUAGCAAUGUGAAGUUUGUGCAUUAAAUUCAACAAAAUAUUAGUAAUGUAAAAAAAAAACAUUUUAAUGCAAAUUAAACAUCUGCAUUAAAAUUUUUUUUUUUACUCAGCUCACCAACCUGCAGUUUUAGGGAUUCAAUUUAAUUUUGGACUUUUGCAUGUUUUCUAAAAGCUCAUGGUUUGGAAACAAAUAUUGAGAAUGUAGACAGAUGACAUUACAAUACUUUUUGUAUUGCAGUCCCAGUCCUCAUUUAUCUGCUUCCUCCAGUCAGUAGCUGGACAUCAAUCGUACAGGACCUCCUGUGAAGAGGAUUCCUUUUAACCCUCCCACGCAUUUCAACUGUGCCUGCAUCAGUACCACAGCCUUCCCUGCAAAUCUACUGUAACUCUGCCAAAAUAAGUGUGAACUCUGUGUGAACGCCGCCAUCACUUCUGACUCGAUGGUGUUUAAUGGUAAUCAGUUCUGUGAAUAAAUGUAUUUUUUCAAA
Cynoglossus semilaevis (tongue sole) is the source of this 3900-nucleotide messenger RNA. RefSeq names its product membrane-associated ring finger (C3HC4) 5 (gene marchf5). The transcript has 6 exons. Gene Ontology annotation, molecular function: zinc ion binding. The record is from RefSeq and is a predicted model, not a curated record. NCBI's taxonomy places the organism in Eukaryota, Metazoa, Chordata, Actinopteri, Pleuronectiformes, Cynoglossidae. Bases 390 to 1253 code for a protein of 287 amino acids.